This is a messenger RNA of Microtus oregoni (creeping vole), 1881 nucleotides long. It is a transcript of the gene Bcap29, whose product is annotated as B cell receptor associated protein 29. The record is from RefSeq and is a predicted model, not a curated record. Lineage: Eukaryota; Metazoa; Chordata; Mammalia; Rodentia; Cricetidae. The coding region runs from base 177 to 902 and encodes 241 amino acids. Gene Ontology annotation, biological process: intracellular protein transport; endoplasmic reticulum to Golgi vesicle-mediated transport. The transcript has 7 exons. Gene Ontology annotation, cellular component: endoplasmic reticulum membrane; endoplasmic reticulum.
GGGCCGCGGCGAGGGGAGAGAGGGAGGCGUCGCGGGCCGUGCGCGCAUGCGCGCGGCCUCGUCUCGCGGGGCCGGGGGAACUCCCAGCAGGCCCCGCGCGGCGUGGGGCCGUUCACCCGGGCUUGUGUGAAAGUGAAGUCUUUCUCUGUUCAGGUGUGAAGAAGAAAACAAUAACCAUGACAGUCCAAUGGGUGGCGGUUGCCAGCUUUCUCUAUGCUGAAAUAGGACUCAUUUUAAUCUUCUGCCUGCCCUUUAUUCCUCCUCAGAGGUGGCAGAAGAUUUUUUCAUUUAGUGUCUGGGGUAAAAUUGCAAGUUUUUGGAAUAAAGCUUUCCUUACCAUUAUAGUCCUAUUAAUCGUUCUGUUUUUAGAUGCUGUGAGAGAAGUAAGGAAGUAUUCCUACACUCAAGUCACUGAGAAGAACUCAGCCGGCAGGCCUGGUGCCUAUGAGCACACACAGAUGAAGCUCUUUAGGUCCCAAAGAAACCUUUAUAUCUCUGGAUUCUCGUUAUUUUUUUGGCUAGUAUUGAGACGUCUGGUUACGCUUAUUACUCAGCUGGCCAAAGAAAUAACAAACAAAGGAGUACUUAAAACACAAGCAGAAAAUACCAAUAAGGCUGCCAAGAAAUUCAUGGAAGAGAAUGAAAAACUAAAAUGGGUACUAAAAAACCAUGGCAAGGAUGGAGAACAAAUUUUGGACACCGAAAAUAAAAAACUAGUAGAAGACCAGGAAAAACUGAAAACUGAACUGAAGAAGACUUCAGAUGCCCUUUCUAAGGCACAAAACGACGUGAUGACUAUGAAGAUUCAGUCAGAGAGACUUUCGAAAGAAUAUGACCGACUCCUGAAAGAACACUCAGAACUUCAGAACCGUUUAGAAAAAGACAGCAAGAAAAGCCUGUGAAUUAACAUUAGAAAAGAAGACUAUGAUACACCUUGUCAAGAAAAUAAACUUGUUAUCAUGGUAUCCACUAAAACUUUCAGAAUUCAGCACCCAACCCAGCAAACCACAGGCUCACAUGGCUGGGUAGUACUGAUGUUGUCAAAAUAUUUGAUAAUGCAUUAGUAAAGUAUGUUUCAGCUCUUUUGAAAAAUAUAAGCAUGUUAAAUGCCAUAUUUACAUAUUGCUAAUAGCAUUGGUAUAUGGUGGCUUUUUACCCAUAAAAGGAAAAAUUCAUUAGCCAUUUACUUCCCAAAAUAGAUCUGAAGUUGCAUGAAACUGUUGUUAGCCUUGAAAUCUUUGAUGGAUUUUCAGUAAUAAUCAGUGGUGGUGAUGAAAAUGAUUUUUGAAAACAGUCCUCGGUCUGAAAACUUGUUCCCAUAUUAGCCACUGUGUUUAUAGAAGAGAGUCAGAGAGAACACUGAAAACAAUGGCCUUAGGUUUCUGAAGCCUGGUGAGUCUAUGAUUUACUGUACAUAUGACAGCACUGUUGUUAGCUGUGUUUUUGUUACUGCACUUCUGUACCUAUUAGACUAUUUUUAUUGAUACUUUAGUCAUGUAUAAUCAAUAUUCUACCUUUUCAGGUUCACCUGGUAAUAGAAUUUAUGUCCAUUUGCGUAAAUGUCAUAACAUUGAAUUGAACUUAUGUUGGUUGCAUUGUGGUAUUCUCCACCUACAAAGCUCACUUAUGACAUCCAAAAAGUCGUGUUUUUUAUGCUUGUAAAGUUACUAAUUAUACAGAUAUUACCUCAGUAUAUAUGCACUGGUAUCAUACAGAUCUCUCUACAAUGUUUCUUUGUUUUCAAAGUUAAAUACUGGUUUUCAUGCAAAUACUCAUGUAAAGGUUGUAAUUAUAGUAAGAUGAUUUACAUUAUUUCAAUGUUUAACUGUAAAAAGCCACUUGUCUUAAAAUGAUUUAAAUAUAAAAUAAUUGGAGUUUUUA